AUGCGGAGAACAUUUCGCCUGCUCGCGGGCGUCAAGCCUGCUCGCUAUCUCGAAGCCGGCACCCCGACAGGUCUCACCGGCCUCUGGACACACAACAGCCCGCGGUCGACGCUGCUCUAUCUGUACGGUACCACCCUCGAGAAGCUCCAGACGGUCCCCGAGUCCUCCCUCUACCGCCAAUCGGUCGAAGCCAUCACGAAGCACCGCCUCAGCCUCGUCGAAGCGACGGUACCGCCCGGAUACCCCGAGUGGGAGAAGAGGGCCGAGCAGAUUGUCAAGGAGAAGCCCGAACAGUUCCGCCUCGUCAGCGGCCGCGUCGACGGCAGCGGCGCGCGGACGGUGAAGCUCGGCGGCAGGACGUUUGUCGUUGCGACACAGCACGAGGAGCAGGACGUCCGCUACGAGGAGUGGGACGGCGAGAAGGACGAGGGCGGUACCCUGGAGGGCCCCCGUAGCGAGGCCGAGCGAAAGGACCACCAGCUUCUCGCCGACCGCAAGGACCUGAACGAUGUUGCCAAGGUGCAGUGGGAGGCGGAGCCGCAAUUGACGGCCGACCAGAUUUCCGAGUUGGAGACCAAGAUCGGAGCUGGCCUCAUUGAGGAGGUCAUUCAGGUUGCCGAGGGCGAGCUGAAGCUCGUGGAUGUGAUGACCCAGGCCAAGGUAUGGGAGGACCUUGAGGAGAAGCCUGUUGAGGGCCAGUGGACUUACUUUGAGCGCAAGUCAGCGUAA
Colletotrichum costaricense is the source of this 729-nucleotide messenger RNA. RefSeq lists its product as uncharacterized. NCBI's taxonomy places the organism in Eukaryota, Fungi, Ascomycota, Sordariomycetes, Glomerellales, Glomerellaceae. The record is from RefSeq and is a predicted model, not a curated record. Gene Ontology annotation, biological process: respiratory electron transport chain. The transcript has 3 exons. The coding region runs from base 1 to 729 and encodes 242 amino acids.